Messenger RNA from Erigeron canadensis, 993 nucleotides. RefSeq lists its product as uncharacterized. NCBI's taxonomy places the organism in Eukaryota, Viridiplantae, Streptophyta, Magnoliopsida, Asterales, Asteraceae. The record is from RefSeq and is a predicted model, not a curated record. Bases 84 to 572 code for a protein of 162 amino acids. The transcript has 4 exons.
GAUAGUUACAAAAAGCAAAAGAAAAUAUCAAAUAAAUAUUCAAUCAUUUCAUUCAUAGUUUCAUAUACUGAAAAAUUGGAAAAAUGGCAGCAGCAGCAGUAGGAGCUUCUUUCAACCACGUCUCUAGAGAAUCCUCCGAUAUCGAACGCCUUGCCAACUUUUAUCAACAGAUAUUUGGAUUUGAACGAAUAGAAAGCCCAAAGUUUGACUUCAAAGUGAUAUGGCUAAAACAAUCUCCAUCUUUCUGUCUUCACCUUAUCGAAAGGGACCCGAAAACCAAGCUUCCAGAAGGUCCAUGGAGUGCCUCUCAUGAUGCUGUUGCUGAUCCUACAAAGCUUUUUAGAGGUCAUCAUCUUUGUUUUGAUGUUGCUAAUUUUGACUCCUUUCUCAAAGCCCUCAAGGAGAAAGGAAUUGAGACACAUGAGAGGACUCAACCAAAUGGGAAAACCAAACAAGUCUUCUUCUUCGAUCCUGAUGAUGAUUUUUUGAGCAGGGUUAACGACUCGCAUUCUACGUUUUCACCAUUAGGAUUUCUGAUCCGUGCUUUGUACAAAGAUAACGGAUCCAAGUGAUAAUGGAUGUGUAACCUAGCUAUUAACCAAGAAAGUAUAUAUGAUAUCAGAUUGAGUCAUGAUUUCCACCAAAGUAGAUAGAUUAUAAAAUAUUAUUAUCAACCUAAAAUUAUGUUAGGAUUCACAUAUGGCCGUUGAUUCUAAAUCAAUAGUUGAGGCUUUCAUAAACACGGUAUUUUUCUUAGGUUAUAUUGUUAUUUAAUUUAUGCUAUUUCUUUUGAUUACGUUCCUAUUUCAUGUAGGUAUUAUGUGCUCUUUCGACUCGUCUAAUCUUUUAUUCUUCUUAUAUCAUGUUUCCUGUUUUCAUUAAUAAAGACUGGUUUUCAUUUGAUUUGACUAUGUGGUUGUGAGUUUCGCCGGACUUUUUGGGAGGUAAAGAUGGGGAGAAGGUGGCUGGGGGAGAAGAGAUUUAAUUUACAAA